Penicillium cinerascens is the source of this 1068-nucleotide messenger RNA. RefSeq lists its product as uncharacterized. Gene Ontology annotation, biological process: mitochondrial respiratory chain complex I assembly. The coding region runs from base 1 to 1068 and encodes 355 amino acids. NCBI's taxonomy places the organism in Eukaryota, Fungi, Ascomycota, Eurotiomycetes, Eurotiales, Aspergillaceae. The record is from RefSeq and is a predicted model, not a curated record. Gene Ontology annotation, molecular function: S-adenosylmethionine-dependent methyltransferase activity. The transcript is spliced from 2 exons. Gene Ontology annotation, cellular component: mitochondrion.
AUGUUCUCCCUACACGCAAUUCGCUCCCGCCUUCCACGGCGAUGCAUCGCCGCAACCUCCGUCCGGACAUACGCCAGCCAGACGCCCGGCAACCCCAUGCUGGAGGUUUUCAACCGCAAGACAAAGCAUUUACAGAAGGACCGGGCCGCCCAGAAUGUCGAGGAGAGCCGGAAGGUCGAUUACUUGAAGGAUGAGGUGGCAUUGCGGCUAUGUGAGCGUUUGCUGGACAUCAAACGCGACUUUCCGAAUGUGCUCGACCUGGGCGCAAACAGCUGCAACAUUGCGCGGGCGCUAACGACACCAAACCUCGACAUGGCAGUACCAGAGGGCACGCUGACACCUCCGCUGGCAGAGCGCAUUUCGAAACUGACAUGCGUGGAGACGUCGCACGCAUUGCUGCACCGGGAUGAGGAGAUGCCAUUCAAUAAAGAGAUUGAUAUUACUCGCGACGUGAUCCCAGAUUUGGAGUCCCUGCCGUACCAGCCGAACACGUUUGAUGCUGUGUUAUCGUCACUUUCUAUUCACUGGGUCAAUGAUCUACCCGCGUUGCUUAAUCAGAUCAACACUAUUCUCAAGCCGGACAGCCCGUUCAUUGCGGCUAUGUUUGGUGGUGACACCCUCUACGAGCUGCGUGGAUCGCUGCAGCUGGCAGAUAUGGAGCGCCGUGGCGGUGUGUCACCACACAUCUCGCCGUUGGCUGAUGUGAAGGAUGUGGGCAGUCUCUUGAACCGUGCUGGGUUUAAGAUGCUUACCGUCGACGUCGAGGACAUCGUCGUGGAAUUCCCAGAUACCUUUGCUCUGAUGCAGGAUCUGCAGGCCAUGGGCGAGAGCAAUGCUAUCUUGCACCGUGAAGCUGGUCCUUUAUCUCGCGAGGUAUUGCUGGCCAACGAGGCCAUCUACCGGUCCUUGCAUAUGGAGGAGGGUGCUCCCGGCAUCCCUGCAACAUUCCGGAUGAUCUAUAUGAUCGGAUGGAAGGAAGACAAAAACCAGCCGCAGCCAUUACAGCGUGGAAGCGGUGAUGUCAACCUGAAGGAUAUCUUGGGCGGGGGUGACUUCGAGAAGCCAUAA